GCAUAGCGGGAUAAAGCUGCACUGUACUACAUCCACAGGAUAAAAAAUAAAAAAAAAAGGGGGCGCAUCCCGAUCAUUUCGAGAGUUACAGCAACUUCACCGGCCCUGCUGUUCCGAUUCCUCCAGCUUGGAAGCGGCUGCACAACGGAGUGGAGGGGGGAGAAGAACCGGGAACUUACGGAACUAAACAGGGACGGUGCGCACGAAUCAUCUCCGUAGGUGCAGUGUCUGAUUUUUUUUUUCCUCCUUUUUUUUUUUUUUUUCCUCUUUCGUCCUCCGGUGCAGGCGACGUUUCCUCUGAGGAAACUCUCCCCAAGUGUUGGAAACUUCCCAAGCACAGCAUCGAUCGAGGACCUCCCGCCCACUUCUUUACCUCUGAUCCACAAUACUGGAAGAGAAGGGGGGGAGAGAGAGAGUUGAGCAGCCGCUGCGGUGGAUGGAGCAACAAAGGCUACAUGGUUAAACUGGAAGAGCUCCUUUGAUGACAUCCCAGCGCUCCUUUUUCCUCUCCUAUUGCCUCAAACACUUCAUCACCUCCACGGCAAAGCUGCUGCAGCCGCUUUGGAUCUCAUUUUAGGCGGAGAGGGGUGGGGGGGGAGAACCCAGCCAGGUUCUCCUUAGUGCAAACUCCCCGCCAGCCAAAGGGGGGAACCGCCGCAGACGUGAAAAUUGAUGCUUUUGCUACGGAGGAGCGCACCGCCGAUCCUCUAGUUUUGCGAAAGUCUCAGUAAGAGAGCUCGACUAGUUUGGGUCCGGAGUGGGAUUUUUUUUAUUUUUUUUUGUUUUUUAAUUUUUUGCAGAAGUUGCAUGCGUGGUCUUUGUCGUCUCGAGUGAGCGCUGUCCAUCCACUCUCAGGUUAUCAGACGAGAUCCGGAUAGUUGAGGUGCCAUGGCGCUGUGUGUGGGGAUAUGGGUGCUCCUGUUGGCGCUGCACAUCCAAGCUGGCGACGGACAGAUGGUACAGAUGGACUCCAGUAAGUCCGGCUUCGUGGGCACGCAAGUGGAGCUGCGCUGCAUUUUCAUCAACAGCAACCCGCCGGUGAAGAUCUCUCAAGUCACCUGGCAGAAGCUCCUCAACGGCACCAAGCAGAACGUGGCCAUCGCCAACCCGGCGCUGGGCGUGUCCGUCCUGCCGCCCUUCAAGGAGCGGGUGAGCUUCAAGCAGGCGGCGGUGCGUCACCGCACGCCCUCGCUGGAGGACACCACCAUCGUGUUCUCCAACCUGCAGCUGUCCGACGAGGCCGCCUACAUCUGCGAGUACACCACGUUCCCCGCGGGCAACCGGGAGAACAUGGUCAACCUCACCGUGUUCGCUCGGCCCAUGACGCGCAUGACCUUGACCACGCCCACCAUCGUGGCCAGGGCCCAGAAGCGCAAGAUGACCGUCGCCACUUGCGUAUCGGCCAACGGGAAGCCCCCGAGCGUGAUCAAGUGGGACACCAGGUUGAAAGGCGAAGCCACCUUCCAGGAGACCCGCAACCAAAACGGGACGGUGACGGUACGGAGCAACUACCUGGUGGCGCCGAGCCGCGAGACCCACAAACAGAAGCUCACGUGCAUCGUGACGUACCGGAACGAGAGGAUCACGGACAGCGUGGUGCUCAACGUGCAAUAUGAACCCGAGGUGAAGAUCGAGGGGUUUGAUGGAAACUGGUACCUGAACCGUCCGAAUGUUCAGCUGACCUGCAGGGCUGAUGCUAACCCCCCUGUCACGAUCUACCAGUGGAAACUCUUGAAUGGCUCCCUGCCCAGCAAUGUGGAGAUCAGGAACAACACCCUGUUCUUUAAGGGCCCGGUGACCUACGACCUGGCGGGGACGUACGUCUGCGACGCCACCAACGGCAUCGGGACUCGCACGGGCAUCGUGGACGUCAACAUCACGGAAAUCCCUAACAACCAGCAACCUGAGGACGGUGGGAUCCCACAGGUGCAGCACAAUGCCGGCGCCGCCAUCGGGGGCGCCGUGGGGGGAGUUGCCCUGUUGGGCGUGGCGGCCAUACUGCUCUUCGUAUUCCUGCGCCGCCGCCAGCGCACCUUCAAGGGCGACUACAGCACCAAGAAACACGUGUUCGGAAACGGCUACAGCAAGGCCGGCGGCCUGCCCGCUCACCCGCCCAUCCCCAAGAACCUGCAGUACCCGGACGACUCGGACGACGAGAAGAAGCCCGCCCAGAUCGGCAGCACCGGCGGCUUCGAGGCCGGCGAGCGCGAUUUUGACGCCGAAGCGGAGGACCUGAAGAGGCCCUAUUUCACUGUGGACGAAGGGGAGAGCCGAGAUUAUGACGAGCGGACUCUGGCCUUCCAGUACGACCCCGAACCUGAAAUAGCCGACGAUAUGAUCUCUCAAACCGACGGCUCUGUCAUUUCUAAGAAAGAGUGGUAUGUGUAGUGGCAUGCAAAACAACCAAACCAAACAGCCCCCUGUCCCACCACCACCACCACCACCACCUGCAUCUCCACCGCACCCUUCACCUCCAUCCACCACCACCCCCUCCUCCCAUCUGUCAAACUGCACCGUCACUCCUCUUUUGGUCAAACCUAGUUACCCCCCCCACUCCUGACUUCCUCCCCAUAUCAAACCACCCAUCCAACUAAUCUCAAUUAGAAAAAUCAAGCGUCUAUUUAAAGUGCUAGCAACAUCAAACUUCUCAACACGACAGCAUUGGUGUCCGUUCCAUCGGGUGAAUGGGCAAAGAGUACAAACUUAAGGUAUGUAAACGGACUCACUUACCCGCCAGACUAGCAGGGAGGUGAUUGGUUGAUUGAUACUGGUGUAUUCUUCUUUAUUUUGUGUGUAAUUUUUUUUUUUUAAUUUUUUCAUGUUAGAAAUGUAUUAAAUGUAUAAAAAGAGACGGCAGGUUGAGGUUUUUGCUGAGCACAUUUGUGAAAGUCCUACACUGGAUGUACGAUUCUGUUAUUUUUUUUACGAUGCCUUUUUUUUUUGUUUUUUGUAUGAUUUCUUUUUUUUUUUAAAUGAGCAGAGAGUUAAAUGUGUGACAUAAUUACAGGUGGGGUUUCUACGUGUUCGUGGCUGUGUGGUCAAAUGUUUUAGAGAAAGAAAGAUAUAGAAAAAAAAAAAAAAGACGUGCAUCAUUUCUCCUGUUUCUCAGUGGGGGCGGAGCGUACGAGGAAUUACCCAUUUUGGUUUAAAAAAAAAAGCAGAUUGCUGUUUUCCAAAGACGUGUUCAUUCACGAUUCGCGUCUUUACCGAGAGAGCGGGAGGGAGUCGGUGUACUGAGCUGUGUGGACACGACGGAUCCAGUGUUUGUUUUUUUUAAACUAAAUUUCACACAUGCCCUUAUCAGCCAAAGCAAAAUAGCGCGGCAGAGAAGGGCUGCAAUUUUAUCACUCACAAUAAUUUCAAGUUUUCAGUGGUACAUCGCAAUCAUGUCCGGGGAGAAAAAAAAAACCAUUUUGGUCGCAGGGAAAACCUCUAAUAAUGCUCUGAAAUGUCAUGAUUGUCACUUGACUUGAACAGGUCGAGCCUGUGUACACGACAUCUUACCACUAUGAUGAAAUGUCUGUUAUUUGUGUUAUCUCGUGUUUUCUUUUUCUAUCAAACGUGUCUUGAGGAAUUCCACCCAACAAUGACUCUCCUUGUAAUUGUGACUGUGUUGCUCGAAGAAUCUGGCGUACGUCGACAGCGUUUUCUCUGAGGGAGUCAUCCAUGGACACAAAAGGACACAGAUAGGAAAAACCGAUGCUUUUUAUGUACAGAGGUUUUAAACAUGUAAAGGGAAUUGAAAACAAAAAAUGAUGGUGGCCAUGCUGGAGUAUAAUAAGUCACCUGCUGCUUUCAUGGAUGUUUUUUAUUUCUUUCUUUUAAAAAAAAAACAGAUUUUCCAGUCGUUUCUUUUUCUUUUUUUGGGGGUGAUUUUAAAGUUUUUUUUCCUUUAAUGUUGGCAUCUGAAUCUGCUCGCUGGGGUAAAAAAGUGGCCCCGUUGGCAGGCGUUUUAUAAAUAUAUAGAUAUCUGUUUUUAAAAAUUGCUGUUAACAAGUGCCAGUGGAUGCUAGCAUAGCAAAUGACUCGUUUCUGUCCUCGGCACCGAGGCCCAUUACACAAUCACCGAAAUGCAUUUGCUUCAAAAAAAAACAAAAAAGAAAAGCCAAAAAAAAAAAAAAAGCAAAAAAAAAAAUAAAAGCUCAAUGUGAAAAAUCGGAUAUAGCAGAAGCAUCGGAGUAAAUCUGUGGAUGUAAACGACAUAUCUGACUGGCUCUGAACAAUAUAAAUACUGUAUUAAGCCUUAUUUUAUGCAUGUUCUUUGUGUGGGAGUGGAAGUGCAUAUGUUGCUAUUUUUUCUAUCAAUUCCAGCGUGUUUGUCCUCAUUUUCCAGCUCAAAAGACGACACUUUGUGAGCGUCGUCAGUAUUGACAGAGGUAUGAGUUUGUGGGCGCACAGUACCCAGUAACAAUAUCGCAGUUAACACACAAAAAGGUAUAUAAAUAUACAUAUAUAUAAAUAUAUAUAUUAAUAAAGAUGAAAAAAAAAGAGAAAAAAAAAACAUCUCCGUGGGAGCAGAUCUCUCUGCCGCCUGGAGAUGUGAAUGUUUUACGGUCCAUGCUUGUCUACUGUAUGUUUUUAGAUGAGCAUGUUAAUCAUGAGCCUCAAAACUAUAUCGUAUUUUCAAAAAUUAGCAUCACAAAGUGGGAAAUAUCAUGUUCUUAUUAAAAAGUCUCUUGCUCUCCGUUUCCUUUUUUAGAGAGAUUCAUUUGCUGCAGCCUUAUUUUCGUCGCAUGUGUCGCGAUAGGGAGGAGACUAAAUGACGGGGCGGGGGAGGGGCGUGGCUACUUCCAGCGCGCGAAAGCAACUUGCGAUUUUUUGUAGUUUUAAUCGUUUAAUCGCCCCGCAGUGCGCGCGGCUUCGCGGUAGCUUCUCAGUUUUUAUACCGUCGCGGCAUAACGACACAAAACAUAUGAAUUGUUACCUUCGGUUCUCAGUGCCUAUCGAAGUCGGGAGACGUCGUCCGAGCGGUCGCCGCUUCAUCGUUUUAAGUUAUUCGGAAUAACGGAGUGAGUGAUGGCGGGACGGAACACGGGCUGCAGAGCAUCUAUCAGAUGAAAUGAUGGUUGUUUACUCGCGGGGAGUUUUGAGUUAGUACGGCGGGGACGUUAUUCACCCUCCCUGGCUCCGGCUCGGUACUAACUAAUAUAUCUAUACUUGAUCUAUAAAUCAGCUGAUCUCUUUAAAAGCUGCAUCCAUCACCGCUUUGAGGUCGGCUAAACUCGAGCGGUUGGGCGGGGGGGUUCGUCGUCGUCCUCGCUUCUCGCGGCUUUGGUUGCUGAUUUUUUCUAAGCACAACAAUUGAAAUCCGGUGGAGAGAUAUUGUACAUCACGAUUAUACCCCCCUUUCCCCUCUUUUCAAAGCACAAGGUUUCAUUUGACCAUUUUCUGCAUCCAUCAUGGAACCACUGCCACACUUUGCUUCUCAAGACAUGUGGGAGAGAAAGAGAAAAAAAGCCUUUUGAGUCCGGUAGAUGUAAACAUUGUCUUCACGUUGUCGGGGUGUUAUGAGUUUCUAUUUUGUAAUACUGACUGUAACUUCAUUCCAUCCUAAUCUACUUUUUUGUAUUCAGUAUGUUCAACAUUCCACUGUAAAUACUGUACAUAAGGUUGAGAUUAUAGUGGGGGUUUAUUUAGGGACAACUGUGUUAGGGACCCUGUUCUGUAAAAAAAAAAAAUAUACCUAUUUUGACUGCAAACACGGAGACUCGAUGAUGGCUAGAUGAAGUUGACGCAUAGCUUAUUUCCAAAGUCCCACCUUUAAAAAAAAAAAAAAAAAAGCUCCUCUAGUACGUUUUUAAUAUGCCGGUAGUGGCUUCACUGUCAUACGGAGAGGGCGACGCAUACGGUUUGUCGGUUUUAAUGUUAUUGAAAGAAACUCGAAACGGAGAGAAAUUGUCUGUAUGCAGCCAUGUGAAUGUAUAUUUCUGAGGGUGUUACAAAAAAAAAGGCAAAAAAAAAAACAAACAAAUCUCUUGUUCAAUUGUGAUGACCCAGUGAAGUAACUUGUAUUUGUUUUACGCAUUAAAUGAGUUCAGUAGUCAA
Molecule: messenger RNA, 6045 nt
Organism: Stegastes partitus (bicolor damselfish)
Lineage: Eukaryota; Metazoa; Chordata; Actinopteri; Pomacentridae
Gene: nectin1b
Product: nectin cell adhesion molecule 1b
Exons: 6
Coding region: 889-2388 (499 amino acids)
Biological process (GO): heterophilic cell-cell adhesion; homophilic cell-cell adhesion; protein localization to cell junction
Cellular component (GO): adherens junction
Source: RefSeq, a predicted model, not a curated record